Molecule: messenger RNA, 1401 nt
Organism: Tarenaya hassleriana
Lineage: Eukaryota; Viridiplantae; Streptophyta; Magnoliopsida; Brassicales; Cleomaceae
Product: BOI-related E3 ubiquitin-protein ligase 1
Exons: 4
Coding region: 264-1187 (307 amino acids)
Molecular function (GO): ubiquitin-protein transferase activity
Source: RefSeq, a predicted model, not a curated record
GACGACGCAUUCUAAGCUUUGGAUUCAUUAAUGGCAUUCAUGCGCAUUAUGUGCGGAGAGCCUUGAAGAAGCCCACAGCGUUUCCCUUCUUUCCCAACACUCUCCCUUCUCCUCACCCAUUUAUUUCCCCGAUACUUCCAUUGUUCUUUGCAUCGUUUCAUCACCGCCACCAUUUCCAAUACCUGUAUACACAUAUUUAUUGUUAUACGUCCACAACAUAUCUCUGCGAAAAUCCGCAUGGGUUCUUGAAUUCAUCUCUGAAAAUGGCGGUUCAAGCUCAGCACCCUAACAAUAUCUUCUUCCUCAACAGCAGAAACGGACAAGAAGGGAAUGAUUGCUCGCUGCAGCCCCAGAAACCCCAUUCUCCUUUCAUAAACGGUGGGGUUGAUACCAGAAAGCGAUCGAGAGAGGUUUCGUCGGUGUAUGAAACACAAGUCCCGACGACUCCGAUGAACCCUCCGCCGCCGCAUGUAAUCGAUUUGUCGCAGCUUCAGAAUCGCCACCGCCGCAGCCAACCGCCGAAUGUGGUAUCCAUUGGUCUUCAUUUGUCUCCAGGCGACCGCCAUGGGCAGCUGCAACAGUGCUCCUCUAAUCAGGAACAGCAGUUCUCGUCUUCUCCCGUAUUCCCCGGAGAUCUCGCCGGAGAAAUCAAACGGCAAUCAGAUGAGCUUGAACGAUUCCUUCAGACCCAGGGUGAGCAUCUUCGGCGCACGUUAGCGGAGAACAAAGAGAGGCACUAUCGUGAGCUACUGAGCGCGGCGGAGGAGUUAGUUGCACGGAGGCUGAGAGAGAAAGAAGCGGAAGUGGAGAAGGUCACGCGCCGCCACGCGGAACUGGAGGCGCGUGCGGCGCAGCUGGCGGCGGACGCACGUGUCUGGCAGGUGAGAGCGGCAGCGCGGGAGGCGGAGGCGGCGUCGCUGCAGGCUCGUCUGCUGGAGGCGGUGGAGGCGGCGGAUGCGGCGGCGGAGCACGGCGGAGGGGCGGAGGACGCGGGGUCGGUUCAUGUGGAUCCAGACAGAUUUGAUGUGGUCGGACCGAGUUGCAGGAACUGCCGGAGACGGGGGGCAACGGUGGUGGCGCUGCCGUGUCGGCAUCUCUGUCUGUGUACGGAAUGUGACAACGGCGAGAGGGUUUGCCCGCUUUGCCUCUCCUUGAAGAAUUCAAGCGUCCAAGUUUUCUUUUCUUAAUGGGCCUCAUUGGCCCAACCCAUCACGGCUAUCUUACAAAAUUACAAAUGGGCGUUUUAUUCCUAAAAGAAAAAAUCUGAUUAAAUGCAAAUUCUAAAUAUAUUUUAAAUAUCGAAGCUGGGAGCUGAUGUACGUAGCCACAUGGAGUGAUGGCAUGGAAAUUAUUUUUUCGGGAAAUUAUUGAAAAUAAAUCGAUAAGCCUGAAUUUGUUUUA